UUUGAUCAGCUGUUGAGUCUGUUUUUAGAGACUGAUGCUGGUGGGUGAACACGUGGGGAGGAGAGCGACUUUCCGUAGGGCACACGUUGGAGAAGCUGACAUUGUGAUAGAGCCGUGUUCCCCUCACCGUGGCGGCGCCGAGGAGCUGAACAUCCAGUGUUGCUGCUAGAGUCCUGAGGAAAUGCCACUGAGGUUUCGAUCUGUUGUUCCCUACACACUGCCUGGAGUCCUGGCACUGAUAGGCUGGUGGUGGUACAUUUCACGGAAAAAAGAGCGAAUCACCAGUCAUGACAGUCUGGAGGGGGUUCCAGCCACAGUGAGCCACUUAAGCACCCCAGUAGAGGGUAGCAAUGGUCUAGUUGAGAAAGGCACUGUAUCCCCAACAAAUGACACAGAGACCAGCACUCACCCACAGUCCAGCAGAAACAGACCUUCAAAGGCCAAAGAGCAGAGAUCAACUGAACAAGAAGUUGCCCAGGUUCAUCUCCCAAACACUGAACCCUCACAGGAACAGAGCUCUGAAGUAGCAGAUUCUCACUCUGACAGAGUUAGAACAGAGGAAAUCCAUAAGCCUUCAGUUUCAGCUCUGCCACCACACAACAUUAAAGAGUUCCCUGCCUUCCAGGUGUCUGUGAAAGAUGACAAGGACCCAGAGAGAAACCUGGCACCUGACUUAGUGACUGAAUCUGGGAAACACAUUGUCAAAGAUCCAACUGCUGAUCCAGACUCCAUAGUAGAAGCAACCGUCUUGCCCUGCCAGUCUGCCCAAUUGACCCAAGUUACCAGUACCUCCCCCACAGUUGCAGAUCUUGCCAAUGCCGAGAGGCCGGAGCCAGAAGGCGAAGUUGCAACACAAGAGGUGGUAGUGCCCUGUGUAGCACAGCCAGUGAAGGAUCACCUGACAGCUAUCACUACCAAAGAUUGUCCAGUCACCCCCGCCAAAGCCCACAGAGCGAUCACACCAGAGGCAGACUCUUUGGAGACGCACGUGUUAGCGCAAGGCUUCCGCCACCACGUGCUAACCAGCAUACCUACCUCUCCGGCCUCAACCCUGACUCCUGUAGCCCAGGCCCCAGCCCAAGACUCCACCUCCCCAGCAGUGGCCUCAGAGGACAUCCUUGUAAGCAGUACCAGUGGUGAGGAGCAGGAUCUGGAGCUCCUAGCAGCCGGACUGAUCACUGAGGUCAUCUCGGCAGCCACCCAAGAGGUCCUUGGUGUUACCAGCUGCCAGGACACAGACAACAGCCAACCUAGUUGCAGCAGCACACCACUGGCCAAUGGCAGGCCAUGUUCCCAGCAAGAGCCAGCACAGCAGCAGCACAUGUUACCAACAGGUCUGUCCCAGAUCGGCUGUGAAUUUAGAGAGGCAGAGUUGGUGGAAGAGGCAGAGCAAGGAAUGCCUAAUGGGUGUUCUUCAGCCCCAGUGUGGGAGCCCACUGAGGCUAGUCACAGGGAAAUUGAGAUACAAAAUGAAUUGAGAGGCCACUGGCCAACAACAUCACAUCAAGCAGCGCAAGGUGCUCCACUGCCAAACCUGGUUAAACUGAAAACUGAAGGGGGAUCAGCACUGGCCGAGGACUCCGCUUGCAGCACAUGCCAUUCUGAGGACGGCGUCAGCAGUGAGGACCUCCAGAACAGCAUCCCUGACAACCAGACGGACCUGAUACAGGUUACAGACAUGUCAGCAGGAGAUCCUGCACAGCCGCUGGCUGAGACUGCCCCAGAGACAACAGUCUUGUCCUUAGCGGAAGCAAACACAGUAGAUACUGUGUGUGAGAUAAAAAGGCUCAAUGGACUGGGCCUGAGGAACGGCGCUCACGGGACAAGUGAGGUGGAGACUGAUCAGUCUGGAGGCUCUGAUGUGAAUAGUAUGGACUCGAUGGACAGCGGCUGCACUAUGGGUGUCGGGGAUAGCCAGAGCAACAAUGCCACGGCCUCGAGCUCUGACGUCAUCAUUUGGGAGAUUGAGGUGCCAAAGCAUCUGGUUGGGCGGUUAAUCGGGAAGCAGGGGAGAUAUGUGAGUUUCCUGAAGCAAAACUCUGGUGCAAAGAUCUACAUUUCCACCCUGCCUUACACACAAGAGUUCCAGAUCUGUCACAUAGAGGGCACCCAACAGCAAGUCGACAAAGCCCUUUCAUUGAUUGGGAAGAAGUUUAAAGAUUUGGACUUGACCAACCUAUAUGCACCUCCACCUCCACCACUCACAUUGCCAUCACUCCCCAUGACCUCCUGGCUUCUCCUCCCAAGCGGCGUGACAGUAGAAGUGAUUGUGGUUAACAUCGUAUCGGCGGGCCACGUCUUCGUCCAGCAGCACACCCACCCGACCUACCACGCCUUGCGAAGCCUCGACCAGCAGAUGUUCCUGUGCUACUCGCAGCCAGGGACCCCUGCCCUGCCCUCACCUGCUGAAGUGGGCGUGAUCUGUGCAGCUCCAGCCGUUGAGGGAGCCUGGUGGAGAGCUCAGGUCAUCACUUUCUACAAAGAGACUAACGAGGUGGAGAUCAGAUAUGUGGACUACGGCGGCUACGACAGAGUCAAGAUCGACUCCUUACGGCAAAUAAGGUCAGACUUUGUAACAUUACCUUUCCAAGGUGCUGAAGUAUUACUUGACAACAUCGCCCCCCUUCCAGGAGAGGAUCGGUUCUCGGCGGAGGCCACCUCGGCGCUGGAGGAGAUGACCCGGGGAGUGCCGCUGCUUGCACAGGUCUCAAACUACGACAACAACACAGGCCUGCCUCUGGUUCAGCUCUGGAACAUGGUCGGAGACGAGCUGAUUUUGGUGAACCGCACACUGGCAGAGCGGGGCCUGGGUGUUUGGGUGGACGGAUUUUGAAGCCCCGCCCCCGGUCACCCCGUCCCAUCCCCUUCUUCUCCUCCGAUUGGCAGUCAAGGACACAGGAACACCUUUUUCACUCUGCAGCGGGAAUACCCACACAACCACUGGAUUUGAGAAGAUUGUUUUUGCUUUCUUUUUCUUUCUUUUUUUUUUAUUACACCACUUUUCAAAAAGAAAUGAAAUUAAAAGUUUUUGUUUGCAGGCAUAAUCUAAGAGAACCAAGUACUGCUUGAGAAUAAGCCAACUUUCUCUUUGCCCCUCCACGUCCCCACACACAAAAAGAACUUAAAGAAGAAAAUGGUACUUGUAAAUUUUUAAAAAGAAAUCUAUAUUGUAACUAAAUAAAGGUUAAUCUGAUUGCGUUUUUCCCCCCCGUCCUACCUGAAAUUUUCCUCUGGGCCUCAACACUAUCUGACUGUGGAUCGUCAUGCUGUGGAUAUUUAUCUCAACUUCUCAACAUGUGUCCGUCAACACCACCAUCAGCUGACUGUCUAGACACUUGUAAUGUGCAGUUGACAAUAGGCGUACAGUUUUUCUUCAUGUAUACAGUUUGGAGGUCCAUUGACACUUGUGAUAUAUGAGAUUCUCAUCUGUAGGUUUUUGUGCCUGUCUCAGGCACCGGCUGCAUUUCACUGUCGAGUUUUUUUUUCCGUUUUUUGUUUUUGUGUUUUGUUUUGUUUUGUUUUUUUUGUUUUUUUUUGGUUCUUCCAAAUAACACAUUCAGCCCCACCGGCAUCUGGAUUUGUCAAGCGAGGCGGAAACCUUAGAGACUGAUGAGCGGUAGCGCAGCAGAGAGCAGUGGAGGACAGAGAGUGCUUUCCUGGUGGAGAACCAGGUGCUCAGGAGGCAUGACCAGGCCUGCUUCAUCUUGCCCUGGCCUUCAUACAUCCCUGUGGCCUUACGGAGAAAUGGGCUUCCUUCUCUGGGAUCUCCAUCCUGCAGACAGACAGACAGACGCUCCCUCCAGUUAGUCGAGGGUCAGCUUGUUGCCUCCACCAUCCAUCAAGCUAGCAUGACCAUUCUCCAGUACUAAAUGCUGCGUUCACUGAUAUCAGAAAUUCUGACCUCCUACUUGACAAAAAAUACCGUAGAGCAACCAGGUCAAAAUUCCAGUAAGGAAACCCGUUGAUACACUGCAAAUGCAACACAGCAUUGGUUUUAACAUGUAACUACACUAAAGUGAUGUGUGUUUGACAUUACGUCACCAUGGAUCUAUCAAAACACUCAACUGCUUGAAGGACCAUACCAGUGUUUUUCCCAGUAUCUACAAAAUAAUAGAAUUAUGAGUAACUCAGAUAUAUCGAAAAUGCAUUCAAGUGCUUAGUGCAGGAAUCCAGAAAUAAGAUAUUUGAGUUGAGUGUCUUCAUAUGAAGUUAUGCUGCAGCCACUCUCAAUGAGAUGGUUUGCCUAUUAAGAAGCCUGAGAGGCUGUGGGAGGAAGCUGAUCAACAGUCUUGUGGUUCUAGUGCAGAACCUCCUGCCCAGUGGCGGAGGGUCAAAGUGUCUUCGAAGUGGCUGUGAGGGUUUCCCCGAUGAUGUUCAGUGCCUUGUGAAAGCAGCAGCACUAGUGAGAAAAGUACAAUAUCUGAUAAUCUUUUGCCAAUUUAUUGCUGCAAUUUUUUCCCCAAAGCAAGUAGUCAUAUUUCACAACUCCAAUAUCAUUUUCCUCCCUUUCAUCCAGCCAUUGGUUUCCAUUCAUUCCACUACGAUAUGAACAUAAACUUUGAGACUUUGGGCUUUCUUCGCAGCAGUAGUCCAUCACCAUAAUGAAGUCCUCGACAUUAGUUUUCCUAAAAGCAGCAGCACUGUGUUUUGUUUACACAGAAAAUUAUUAGUCCAUGGUUGCUGAAUGGCAACGUCUUAUUACAAAACAUUAUUAGAACAUGCACCCAGUAAGUAUCUUUAAUAUGGAAUGCAGUGACAUGAUUCAGAAAACUGAAUCCACAGAAUGUCGCAGAUUGUCGAUUUGUGAAUUAAAACAUGAUAUUAGCUCGAUUCCUUGAGCAUUUCUGACAAAAAUUUAUACCAUGAAUACUCAGAAAGGAAAGAUCUGUGUAUUUCUUGCGAGAGUCUAAGGAAAGACUGUGUUUAAUGUGGGAACCACUCCCCAAAAUGAUGUUUUACAGGUGCCCAAAUGCAAAAUGGCUGACUCCAAUCCCUUCUGGAGAUUCCCAGCUUUUGAACAAGGUGUUGCAUGACCAGAUAUCACUCAUCAAACAUCAUGAUAAUUUAAUCAACUCUUGCUUGGCUCACGACAAAUCCUUCAACAAAGUGUCAUGUUAAUCCGAUAAGAACUUUUUUAGAUAUCUUGGUAACAGACUGGACAGUUACAUGACCUCUUUGGAGGAAGUAAUAAGAUGGAUGCUUCUAUAUAUUUGAUUAUAUCCUGUGAAAUCUUUAGUAUGCCCACAUGGUUAACAAAAUGAUCUGUUGCCAAUGGGCCAAACAUUCAAAAUCACUGGUAUGGUCCUUUUACUUUGAAAUGAAAAGUUGCACCUACUGUUGCUCCCAGGGGUUUUCUGAACUGGACAAGCAGAAUGCACAAGCAGUCAAGAAUAUCUUUGAACGCAGCAUUAGCUCCACACUACAUAGAGAUGCAUCAUAUCUGGAGCUGGGACUUGGAAGUGUGAUGGGGGAGUGCUCCUCAACGGUUGUUCAUAUCCCUGAGCCUCAGUCAGCGGACCAGGGACUUCAAGAGGGGAAGCAAUGCACUACAAACUCUUGGACAGACCAUAACAUCUAGCUUGACAGAAGCACUAUUUACAAGAUUUUAGUUUGCCUUGCUCCACGGCUCUAGGCCUACUACAUGUGUACAAAUCCAGACUGUAUCCUUCACCGCAUGCAUGGUAAAACCAUCCCAGGUGCGCCCUUCUCCUGUGGUCUUUACUGUUGACAUCUCCAUCAUCUAGCAUACAGACAUUACAAAUUAAAGGUAAAAACAACAACGUGUCUUCGUAAGGUGUUUGUUCACCAGGAGCCACCAGAGCAGCUUCAGUGCACCUUGGCUCAGAUUCUCCAGGACUCUGGGACUCUGCUGCAGGGACGGGACACCAUUCUUCCAAAACAUAGUCUAGUGGCACUGGCCUACUGAGAUGUGGACAAAGAGAUGUGUGGCGUCCACCAGGAGAACACUACAGGCCUGAUUGCUGGACCUCUACAGUGCGGUGGUCUGCUGGCUCUGUUAGGAUGUGGGGUGCACUGAGGAAUGGAUCAUCUUUUGGAAGAGUGGUGUUCAAUCCCUCCACCUGAGUCCCAGAGACUUGGAGAAUCUAUACCAAGGAACACUGAAGCUGUUCCGGUGGCUCCAACACCUCACUGAGACACUUUAUGUUGGCUUUUCCUUGAAUUUGUCUGUAUCUUCAUCUGUCACACAAGGAGACAUUUUUAUCAGGCCAGUAGCACACUGCUGUUCCACGUUUUGUAUUCCCAUCCAGAGAUAAGGGUAAAGGAAAUAAAUAGGGUCUCAAAGAUCUCUUUCUUCCCAGCCGCAUACCCAAAGGGUCGAAGUCUGUGAUGGCUCUGUGCAUGGUGAAAACUGCAGUCUAUAUCAUCUAUUAUCAUCUAUAAAGGGAACACUCCUGUUGGCUCAGUGGUGUAUUAAAGUGCAGUGUGACUCAGUCCAGAGUACAUAAGCUGUGAGAACCACAGUCAUCCUGCAGGAAGCAUGGCCGCUUCUCACAGCGUUGCAUUUUUCUGUUGCAUUUGGGUUAAGACUGCAUCUAAAUUUGGCUCAUCACACUUAAAAGUACGCAUAGUUCAGAUUAUUUUUUAACACAUUUUAUCAUCAUGAAGUUUUAAUCACUGUUCUGUAUCUGUAGCACUGAAGUCAAGCCUAAACCAUGUUUGGACUCCUGCUAUGACAAUGUUAAGAUUCAGCCUAAAUUCCCUUCAGGUUUUUAUUUCCAAGAUGACUGUAAUUCUAAAUAAUGUUUUCUCACUGUAUUUCAUGUUUUUAACCAAGUCUGUUUCAAUGGGUAAAACACACACUAAAAGGAACAAAAUCACUAGUGUUACCCUAGCAAUAAGGCAGCUUUAUUCUGACUAAGCUGAAGGAUGGGAUGCAAGAAGGGGUUUCAAGUGUUGGAUUCGACAUGAAGGACUAACGGCUAGAGAAUGUUUACUGCAUAACCGUUCUCAACACCAUAACACAGGUCUAUAGCACUUUGUCAAAAAAGGUCGAACUCCUCAAUAAUGCAUAACUUCUCAGGAACAGUUUGGUGUUUGAUUCAUGAAUUGGAAUGUCUGAGGGCAGCUGAUGUAGGAAAGUGUGUACAAUGACGUUAAACGGUGUCUCAUUUCUUGAAAACCUUAUUGAAAUAAGGAUAUAUAUAUAUAUAGGAAUUAAAGGAUAAUUGCGGUAUUUUUCAACUCGGGGGCCCAAUUUUUCAACUUUUCAGGGUCCAGAUGACUGAAGUGGAUGUUGGUCCAAAAACGGCUUGUCGGGUUACGUCCAUUAAAAAUGUUUUUGCCACCAACAGGCUCGGAAAUGAGUGUCUUGAAUGUUGUGAAGACACUCACUUGGAAUCCAAAGGGUGGAAAAAUAGUGCCCGAGUUGAAAAACACUGGAAUUAUCCUUCGAAGGUACCUCAGCAAUGAAUUGCGUUAAAGGCUUGUGUGUUUGUUUCAUCGCCUGCCGGGUCAACUGGUACUGGAAAUGGAGCAGUAGCCAUAUUGAUGGAUUGUUGUUAACUCAAUGCCCUCCUCCUACUCCUCCUCUCCAUUUGAACUUUUGAGAUGAGCUGUCCUGUCCCCUCUUUCAAGUUUGUUUUCCAGCUUGAUCAUGCCAUACCACCGUACGAAAUAAUCCCAAACCUCGCUGCCCCGACCCCCCCACAAAACAAAACAACAGCAAAAAAAAAACCACAACAUAAUAA
This is a messenger RNA of Myripristis murdjan (pinecone soldierfish), 7709 nucleotides long. It is a transcript of the gene akap1b, whose product is annotated as A kinase (PRKA) anchor protein 1b. The transcript is spliced from 11 exons. The coding region runs from base 182 to 2833 and encodes 883 amino acids. Gene Ontology annotation, molecular function: RNA binding; protein kinase A regulatory subunit binding. The record is from RefSeq and is a predicted model, not a curated record. NCBI's taxonomy places the organism in Eukaryota, Metazoa, Chordata, Actinopteri, Holocentriformes, Holocentridae. Gene Ontology annotation, cellular component: mitochondrion; membrane.